This is a messenger RNA of Heterobasidion irregulare TC 32-1, 3378 nucleotides long. RefSeq lists its product as uncharacterized. The transcript has a single exon. Gene Ontology annotation, biological process: protein catabolic process in the vacuole; cellular response to glucose starvation. NCBI's taxonomy places the organism in Eukaryota, Fungi, Basidiomycota, Agaricomycetes, Russulales, Bondarzewiaceae. The coding region runs from base 1 to 3378 and encodes 1125 amino acids. The record is from RefSeq and is a predicted model, not a curated record.
AUGGCCAACUACCUCCCCCUCCUCCUCGUCUCCGUCACAACCAACGCAAUACCCGACGACACCUCCGUAUCCACCCAGCCUCGCGGCCAGGUCGACUACCUCUCCCAUGAAUGGCGCGAAGAGGACGUGUGGCGUUCCUGGCGCAACAUGACUCGCCAGAAAAACGAAAUCGCAAACGGCGCCCGCCUCGAAAACGCAAGUUGGCGCACCUGGUGGAAGCAGAGAAAUAAGCUCAAGACGAUAAGUCCGGAGACUUUGAACUGGUGCGCUUUUUCUCCCUCCGCCUCGCCUCCGUCCCCUUUUAUCCUCUCCCUGGCCACCGUUAUCGUCGCCUCGAGGGGCACACGUCCUCCAUUUAUCGCCCAUGUCCGGGGCGUUGUGCUCACGCCGCUCUUCCCAUGCAGGCUCAAAGACUCGGACGUCACCUGGCUCUAUGGGCCUCUCCAUACCGCCCUCGACUGGUCGCCCCCGCCCAAACCCAAACCAGACCCGACGACCGUCGAUAAGGAGAAGACGGUGCAAGACCGCCUCGGUCUCAGCACAGACUCGCAGGGAUACAAUAUCCCGGGCAAGAAGCCCAUCCUCAAGCACCGCAGUAUCAGCGACCUCCUCACCAGUGCCCUCCCCAACCUCAAUCAAACAGACGAUGCCUCUGACGAUCUCGGCACUAUUGACGAGGACGACGAGGAAGACGAGGCUGAGCUCAUCCGUCCUCACCUGAUGCACACCAAGAGCGACACCAACAUCUCUCGCUACCGCAACAACCCCUUCCGCAAGGACUCUCCGCCGCGCAUAAUCGCUCCUGUUCUCACCAGCCCCUACGAAGACAUCGGUGCGUAUCCGGCUGUCCUCUCACCGCCCGUCAUGGGCGAGCGCUCCGGCUCGAGUGAUUCGGCGCGGGACACGACCGGCGGAAGCUCUCAGGACUUGAACGAGAAGGGCCCCGGGGGCAAGAAGAAGCACAUCAGUUUCAACACCUUUGUCGAACAGUGCAUCGCCAUCGACUCCCCACAGAACGGGAAAGCAAACGGCCGGCGGAAGCCUGCGACCCCGCGCAUGUACGACGACGGUUCCGAUGACGGGUCAGUCUCUUUUUUCGUGGCUGCCUUCCGUCCCCGCGUCGUUUACGGUCUGCACGCUGAUGAUGACAAACUCCUGGAUACCCCGGCGUAUCGUAGAUACGACCCGGAUUCCGAAGUCGGCUCGUACGACGACGGACUCGACGAACCUUCGCUCUUCUCUGAGGGCCACGCCGGCUCGGACACGGAAGACGAUGAUGAAGACGAUGACGAUGACAUCCUCGAGAUGCGCACCGCAUCCUCGCGCUCCCGAUCAUCAUCCUCUUCGCGCUCGCCCGGCCUCUACGCGCACGCGCACUCGCAGCGCCUGCGGCCCAACGCCCGCCCGAUGCUCGUCCGCGCCAACUCGUCGGACAAGGAGCACAUGACCAUCGCGCCCAUAGCGCCGACGAUGCUCAAGACGACCGGCGUCGGCAACCACGCGGGGCUCCCGCACGGCACGCACGCCACCGCACACGUCAACCUCGUGUACGUGCCCUCGCUUGGUGGCAGCUACGGAGCCUCGCGCCGGUCUAGCUCGAGCGCCGGCGUCGGAGUCGGUAUCGGCCUGGGCGUCGGUCUGGGCGCGGCAGCUGUAGCCGGCAGCGCAGAGGACGUGUACAGACACCGCGAGGCGCGGUUCAGCGUCGGCGCGGGCAGUGGCUCGCGCUCCGGCUCGCAUUCGCAUUCGGGUUCCGGCUCGCGAUCGCCGUCGGACUGCGCGUCGCCUGUGCCCGCGGCGGAGGCGCUGCCGCCGCCUAUACCAUAUGCGCGAUCGCCUGCCGCUGCGGCGGCGGUCCUGGAUGAAGUUGAGCAGGAUGCGCAGCAAGAAGAGACGUUUGAUUAUUUUGGAGGGGCAGGGAUGGAGAAGGAGGUGAGGAUAGACUCUGAGUUCGGCGCGGGCCUCGUGCGGUACGCGCAGGGCGGCGCGGAGAGCGUGCAGAGCGGGCGGAGUAGCGGGUUCGCAGAGGGCCAUGCGCCGGAGGUGGUCGUCAACGAUGAGGACGGGCCGAGCGAGGAGUUUAGGGAGCGUGAGCGGUCGAGGAGCCGGAGCAGGAGCCGAUCGAGCUCGAGGUCACAUAGUCGGUCCAAGUCGCGGACGCCGUCGCCCGCGGAGGUGACGCGCAUCGUCGACACGCCGUCAUCGUCAUAUCCGGUCGCCACGUCCACGUCCACGUCGACUGUUUUGUCUGCGUCCCCGUCGAUAUCCACUUCCGCCCCGCCCUCAUCCUCCGUCCCUGUCCCACGAUCAAGCUCAUCGUCCCACCUUUUCACCGACACUGUCCUGCUCUCCCCGCCCGAACACGCGCCUCACCGUGGGCGCAGCGCCGCGUCGCGCAGUAGUGGAGGCGGCGAGGGCGUCCGAGGGCGCUCGGCGACGCGGAGUGCGUCGUCGUUCUCUGAUCGCGACCGGUCGGGGUCGCGCGGGACGAGUUCGCCGCUGGGGAGCGUGAGUCCGACAGCGUCGAGCGCGGUGAUCGGGCCUGGCGCUGGUCCCGGAAUCGGGGCGCAUUUCGUGUACCCACAGGGUCAGCAGCAGCAGCAGCCGCUGCAGGUGACCGUCGUGGGGCGUGGAAGGGCGUCGCGGCUUGGCGGGCGGGGGGCGAGCGGGAGCAUGAGUCCGCCGAGCGGGGCGAGCCCUGUGAUUGCCAUUGCCAGGAGCGGGAGCUUGGAUGCGAGUGCGGAGGGACUGUGGAGGGAGGAGAUGGAGCAGCGGCAGUCGCUGGGCCUAGGGCUAGGUAUCGGACAAGGGCAAGGGCAAGGGCAAAGCCAAGCCGGCCCGUCGUCCGCGCCUGUGCUCUCCGCGUCGAUGAGCAGCGUGAGCACGAUCUCGAGCUCUGGGUCCUCGACGGAGCACGAGAUGUCCGCGCCCGCGUCCGCCGCGAGCGCGCGCAAGCGCGCGUCGGGCAAGAUCCCGCUCGCGGUCCCGAGCCAGCCCGCGAUCAUGGAGGAAGAGGAGCAGGCGCGCUCGCGGCAGCCGACGCCGGCCAACUCGCCCGUGCGCGAGCUCAAGCUUAGGCCUGCGCGGCUCCCGGCCCCCGCCGCUGCCCCGUCUACCUCGGCUGCUUCGACGACUUCGGCGACGGCGACUGCGGUCCCGGCGGUGUCGUCGCCCACGCACGGUCAGAGCAAGCGCGCGUCGCAGGUCGGCGGCCGUCCGACGAGUCCGGCUGUUGCGCGUGAGGAGCAGGCGCAGGCGGGGACGCUCGUCGGGCGCGCGGCGGAGAUCGUGAGCAGUGCGCGGGGGCUGUGGGGCUCGUUUUGGCAUGGUGGCAGCAGUAGCAGUAACAGUAGUAACAGCAGUAGUGCGGGUGCUUGA